This is a messenger RNA of Podarcis raffonei (Aeolian wall lizard), 4462 nucleotides long. RefSeq names its product LIM homeobox 6 (gene LHX6). The transcript has 11 exons. Gene Ontology annotation, molecular function: DNA-binding transcription factor activity, RNA polymerase II-specific; RNA polymerase II transcription regulatory region sequence-specific DNA binding. Gene Ontology annotation, cellular component: nucleus. Gene Ontology annotation, biological process: neuron differentiation; forebrain neuron development; regulation of transcription by RNA polymerase II. The record is from RefSeq and is a predicted model, not a curated record. NCBI's taxonomy places the organism in Eukaryota, Metazoa, Chordata, Lepidosauria, Squamata, Lacertidae. The coding region runs from base 541 to 1665 and encodes 374 amino acids.
CUGCGGUGGGGGGGGGGAGAGAAGAGCAGGAAAGGGGCAGGCAGGCAGGCGCUGCUAUUGCGCAGCCCACCCGACGGCGAGGCUGAUUGAAAAACGCUGCCUUUCUGGCUGGGCAUCGGCGCUAAUUGCAGGCGCUUCGGGGCGGCGUAGGGAGGACGACGACGCGGACGCGGCUGCAGCAGCAGCUUUGGCGAGGCAAAGCGAGCCUGGAGCGCAGCGAUUACCUCGAGAGCCGCUUUUCAAAGCCACCCCCCUUCUUUCCUUUCCUCUCCCCCCCCCUCGCAAAUUGCUCCAUUAACAAGCCCUACCGCCUCCACCUUUCUUCUUUUCCUUCUCUCUCUCCCUCUCUCUCUCUCUCUCCCUCUCUCCCUCUUUUUUGAUCGACGCCGUUUCUAUGGCCACUACAAAGUUGAGGUUUAUUGUCUGGAGCGGGCUUAUAUAGAGGGGGGGGGCAUGGAGCCCCGCAGCUAGAGCCUUUCCGCCAGUUUCAGAAGCAGCAGCAUCAGCAGCGAGGAACGUCUCCACCGCGCGCCUUGACGAAUGGCCCAGCCGGACGGGGAAGCGCUCCCGAGCGCCCUGGAUAAAGAAGAGGCGCGCUCGGGCGCCAGCACGCCCUCCACACCCUCCGUCUGCUCCCCACCGUCCUCCGCCUCCUCCUCCUUGCCGUCGGGGGCCAAGAACAUCUGCUUCAGUUGCGGCAUGGAGAUUGUGGACCGGUACCUGCUCCAGGUGAACGACCUCACUUGGCACAUGCGUUGCCUGGAAUGCUCAGUGUGCCGGACCUCGCUUCGCCGGCAGCACACCUGCUACGUCAAGAACAAAGAAAUCUACUGCAAAAGGGACUAUUUCAGUCAGUUUGGUACAAAAUGUGCCCGUUGCCGGAGGCAGAUCUAUGCCAGCGACUGGGUCAGGAGAGCCCGGGGCAAUGCUUACCACCUGGCCUGCUUUGCCUGCUUCUCCUGCAAACGUCAACUGUCAACUGGAGAGGAGUUUGGCCUGGUGGAGGAGAAAGUCCUGUGCCGGAUUCACUAUGACACCAUGAUCGAGAACCUCAAGCGCGCAGCAGAGAAUGGUAAUGGCAUCACACUGGAAGGGGCGGUCCCGUCUGAGCAAGACAGCCAGCCAAAACCAGCGAAGAGAGCCCGGACCUCCUUCACCGCAGAGCAGCUACAGGUCAUGCAAGCACAAUUCGCUCAGGACAACAAUCCAGAUGCACAGACCCUUCAAAAGCUGGCAGACAUGACAGGGCUGAGCAGGAGAGUGAUACAGGUUUGGUUUCAGAACUGCAGAGCAAGGCAUAAAAAGCACACGCCCCAACACACUGUGCCCCCAUCUGGAGGCUCCCAGUCCCGCAUCCCUUCGGUGUUGCCUGACGACAUCCACUAUUCCCCCUUCAGCAAUCCUGAACGUGCAAGGAUGGUGACCUUGCACAGCUACAUAGAAAGUCAGGUACAGUGUGGACAGAUGCAUUGCCGCCUCCCUUAUGCUGCCCCUCCUGUGCAUCUCAAAGCUGACAUGGAAGGACCCCUGUCGAGUAGGGGGGAGAAGAAUUGUAAGUUGGAAGGGACCCCCGGGGGUCAUCUAUUCCAACCCCUUCUAUAUUUGACAGCCUACCAGACUGCAGCUUUCUUCAACACUGGUGAUGAGACAGCACUGCCACACUAAGUGCAGCAAGGUCAUCCUCUUCCAGUACUGACUGCUCCUGCUCCUCCUGAUGUCCCAGGGAUACUUGGUAGUGGUGGCACUGAAUCAUACACACCAGCCAAUUCACAGCAACUGCAGACCCUCAUGCUGCGGUAACCCACCCGUGGUGGCACUCCUGAUCCCCUUCCAUGAAUCCGGCACCUGAAUCUCUACAGCUCUGCAGCACAAUCCCGAUGACCGCUGAGCCUGUGGCUUCCCUUGUGGAACCGUUUGGCUUUCAAAGACUCCAAGGCAGUGCAUCUCCCUGGCAGAAGAAACCAAGGACUUCAGUUCAGUAGAGUUUCAACAGCAUGCACUGUGGACUUGUUUCUUUCAAUGCUUUUGGACUUGUAUCUUUCAAUGCUUGUCAUCAAAUGCUUUACAACCACCUGGUCUUUGACCUUCCCUGUAGGGAACAUGCCCACCUACUCCUUUGACAGGCAGGGGGUCUGCAGCUCUGAACACCAACGUGGGCUAUCUGUGUCAGGAGAGUUCUAUCCAAGCGCCACACGCACUUCCAACCCAGUCACCACCCAACAUCAGGGUGUGUGUGCGUUUGUGGAAUCAAAACCUUCCCAAUUCCCAGGAGCCACAAUCAAGUUGUCAGGGUCUAGGUCCCAGCACAGAACUGAGAAAAUAUUUGACUAUUCCUUGGUGUCAGCACCAAACUUUUCAACAGCUGUGCAAUGAACAGGUGCCUGGGAUUCUUAGUGUUGCAAAAACUAUUGAUUUGUUUAGCACUUGGGGGGCCUUGGCUAACGUGUAUUAUACUACAGAAAUAAAUGGAUAAUUAUGGUGAUGAUGAAACCUGGAAUUUCAGCUUGAUAUCUCCUCCCCUAUACAAAGCACAGUACUGUCUUACUCUGAUUGGCAGCAGUUCGCCAAAGUCUCAAGCUCUGCUUCACCAUAAAUAGAUGGCUGCUGGAUGAUACAUUGGUGCCAGUGCAAACUAGCCCUCUGUCAAAAAAAUUCAUUGCCCUCCUGUAGAUCCAUUUCCCUCCCUCUUUUAUCAUCCAUCCAAAAUGUAUGCAGAGCCACUCCUUGGGAACAAGUCCAUGAGCAAUUACUUACCACCCCUCCCAGUUAGAAUUGAUUGUUCCCUUAGCCUCCUUCCCUGAGGACUGCUUCUCCUGGGCAGCUGGCUCAAAAGGCAAAGGCACAGGUUUCCCUGUCACUGCAGUAUUGCCAAACUGGGUUGGUCCACCAUUUCAGUGGUUUUGAUCUCUGUGGCUGAGGCUUUUACCAGUAGGAGGACGUGUCCUCCUUUUCCGGAAUGGUUCCUGAGUUUCUGGUUGAGGACUGCAGUACUAUUUGGGCGUGGCUGAAGCAGCUGCCUCCAUGGCGGCCUUGCACCCAGAAGCCACAGAUGUGCUGUUGGGGAUGCAGGAAUGCACAAGAUAUUUGUCCCCUCUGCUGGGAGGGCGUAUUGCCACUUGGGACUGCUCAUGCGCCUUUGAAACCAAACAUGAACACAUUGCUCAAUGUGGUAGCACCUGGUAACUGAGGGAAGAGACUGACUGUGCAACUCAGUCCUAAGCAGCCUUCCUCAGAAGCUCAACAGAGCUCUGCACUCUCCAGUAAGUGUGCAGAGAGUUGCAAUCUUAAGAAUGGAUGCAGACCAGGCACACACAUCAGGCCUUCCUAGGAUUUCCCAUAACUAUUCUUAAAAUGUAAAAGUAGCUGCAAAGAUGCAGAUUGAAUGAGGGCCAUGGUGCUGGGCGAGCUUUCCCCCCCCCCAUUAAAAAAACACAACAGCCUGCAUCAUUUUCUCAAUUUAAAUUGCCCCUCCCCCAAAGCUGCUUUUGCUUAUAGUAGAAAACAUGCAGGCACACUAUGUACGAGCGGCUAAGAGGUGAGGACUAGCCCACUGCAGAAGAACAGACAGUUGCAGUCAACUGUUAUAUCUAAAGUGAGUAUUGUAAUCUUUCUCUCCCCCUGCCCCCCUGCUAAUCCUAUUCCUCAUCUCUGCAGGAAGCCUUAGGCUGUGUUCCUUGCAAAUCUCAGGAAGCAGCCAGGACCAGCUUUUUAAACUUGAGAAAUCUUUUUGGCUCUGCCGUGCAAAAACUGGAAACAAUUCAUAGUUAGUUAAACGAUGCCUAUGGAAAAUAAACGACUGUCCUGAGAAUGCACAUCCCCUAAUUAUUUUAGUAUACUGACUCUCGUUAGCCAAUGUGUUUACACUGACUGAUGGUGUUGGGAAAAGUCUUAUGCCGGGUCCAAACAAACAAAUCUGAGCAAAGACGCUCUUUGCAUUCAGUUCGGUGACUCUGUAGUUGUCGAAACAGUUUUACAGGGCAAGAAAGCCAAUGUUCACCUUGAUCCAACAGUUAUGCAGUGGCUUUGAUGCUUGCAGAUGAAGCUCCAUGUAAGCUGCAGCUGCUCCAUUUCACUGUCACAUUGAACUGAACAGGCAAGCCUUCUGCUCCCAUGGAACUCGACAUGAUCACUGGAAGCCCUCUGGCAUCUUGGACUAUGGGCAGCUACACUUUUGUAAGGUAUUUACAAAACUGUUCCUGACUGUGCCUUUCCUCUGUCAAAUCCUUUGGGCUAAAAUUAAUUGGAAGUCUUUUGAAAUACUUGAAUUUGAAGCAUGGGUGCUAAAAUGUCAUUUCUUGCCUACCCCAGAGUCAGUGAGUUAAGUCCCCACUAGAUAGGCCAACGAUCCUAUUUUAACACAAGGCUGCAACAACUGACAGUGGCCUAGAUGGGGCUGGAUGCACUUCAUAUAAAGACAAAACUUGGUAUUGGGCAUGGAACUCAGCUUUGUUUUUUUGUUUUU